Messenger RNA from Racocetra persica, 382 nucleotides. NCBI's taxonomy places the organism in Eukaryota, Fungi, Glomeromycota, Glomeromycetes, Diversisporales, Gigasporaceae. The record is from the annotation of a GenBank genome assembly.
AUGAAUCGUCAAACUUUUAAUUCUUUUUUAUUUGUUCUUUUAUCGAUUUUACUUGCAUUAACUAUUAUUGUUAAUGCCCGUAUUAAUAUACCUAUUAAUAAACAUGCUAAUAAACAUGCUGAUAAACAUGCUAAUAAACAUAGGCCUGUAAAAACUAAAUGCUCAACACCAACACCAACACCAACAUCGACAUAUACUAGUAGUACUACCGCGCAAGAUUGCUGUAAAGCAUGUAUAGUGGAUCCGGAUUGUUUUCAAUGGUAUUUUAUUGAUGGUGUUAGAUGUGUCUUGGACUACGGUGAUGUUUGUUUAAACGAAACCAGUACGCCAAGCGUAGAUAGUGCAGAAGGUGGUGUUAUUCGUUGUAGUGAUGGCAGUGGCA